AAAAUGCGUAGUUGUUUAGAGUUUGCGCGAUUGCUUCUUGCGCCGAAGAGUCAGCGUUCUUUCUCAGCCAUUACAACCACAGAGCCAAGCAUUCAUACCUGGCUCUACCCUCCCCCUCCCCCCCAUCUCUCUCUCCCUCUGUUAAUCUAUCCCUCCAUCUCUCCCUCCCUCUGCCUCUCUGUCCGCCACCCCCCUCCCAGUGGUCUCUGAUGUGCCGAUAAGCGGGUAUAAAGGAGCACCUGGGGAGGUGGCUGGGACCGAGACGCUGGAGAGGAAUGAACGCACAUCUCGUCUUUGUUCUGGUUCAUACUAUAUUCCCAUCAUUUUACAAUGUGUAAAGGACUGUCCUCCCUGCCCUCAUCAUGUUUGGAGAGAGCGAAGGGAAUGAGGAUAAAGUUGACUCAUCUGGCAGACAAACAGGAGUGGUCUCAUCAUCAAAAACACAGGAUCCUUGAGAACAAAGCUCUCCCGGAUCUGGAGUCUUUACUAGGCAGCAAAAUUGGCCAGAAGGCGUUCCGCUGCUUCCUGCAGUCCGAGUUCAGCGAGGAGAACCUGGAGUUCUGGAUGUCCUGUGAGGAGUACGGCUCCACCCCGGCAGGUCUGCAGGGGGCCAAAGCCCGGUCCAUGUACGACCGGUUCCUCCACCCUGGUGCCCCACAGGAAGUGAACCUGGAUGCUGAGACCAGAGAGGCUGUACUGAGGGCGUUGGAGGCGCCGGCCAGCGACACAUACAAGGCCCAGCAACAUGUUUACAACCUGAUGGCCAAAGACUCCUACCGUCGCUUCCUUCGCUCACCACAUUGUCUAGAGACCUUAGGGGCCCCUUAGAUUUAACAUAGCGCCCCCCUGCCGCUUUGGAGGCCCACACAAUAACAAGCUCUGUGUGAUUUGCGUGACUUUGAAGAUCAUUUAUGUUAGGACUGUUUUAAGCUGUUCAGCAAUUUGUCGAUAGGACCUAUUUUUAUUUUUGUCUUAUUAGUAACUCUUGUAGAGUGAGUUAUAAGCUACUGUCAUUAGAAAUGUUUAAUUCUUUUCUCACGGCCCUUCUCGGUAGACCUACAUUUAAAGUAAUAAAAGCAGCUGAAUUCCAGCCAGGUGAAAUACAACCGUCACAAUGCCAACACCUCAAAUCUCUGCUGUCAUCUGUGUGUGAUGUGUUCAAAUGAAACAACAAUAAAAUAUGUUGGGAAAAAA
Messenger RNA from Esox lucius (northern pike), 1194 nucleotides. RefSeq names its product regulator of G-protein signaling 4. Lineage: Eukaryota; Metazoa; Chordata; Actinopteri; Esociformes; Esocidae. The record is from RefSeq and is a predicted model, not a curated record.